AGAGAAGCAAAAAAAUGUUUAUAUAUAUGCUGUUAUUCCCUUUCUCUUAGAAUGGGUCUGAAAUGUUCCUUCACACGUCCCAUCCGCUUCUUUCAUCUUUCUCCGCCGUGGAAUCACUUAGUUGCCAAUAAUUUUACACUUCUCCGGUGCCGGUAUCUUCGCCGUCGGAAUGCAUAAUGCUACGAUCUCUCGAGAUUUUUCCGCUUGAUUCUCACUUUGAGUGUGCUUCUUGUUGUUUACUGUUCUGUUACGCCGGCGGCUGGAGAACGGUGGUGUUUCCGACUGGAAUCCGAAGGGAAGAAGUUCGUAGUUUCCUGUUAUGAAGAUAUUUUUUGUAGUUUUCUUCGCUUGAUUGUGUUUUUUGUUUUUUUUUUUUUUUAUCUAAAAAAACUUUAUCCAUUCAAAUUGUUAGUACGAUUAGCUGUUUUAGUCUUUUGUGGUCUCUGAUAACGAUUGAUUCAUACUGUUCGAUCAAACAUGGCGAUCAUUCUUGAAUGUUGAAUUGGAUCGACUACCAAGGCGCGUGGUAGAAAAAUCUGAAUAGAAUUCAGGAUUGGAAGCUUUGUGGAGAGAUUAGGAGAAGAUGUUUGAUCUUAAUCUCAAUGUCGACUCGCCUGAUGCGACGCCGAAUGAGGACUCUGUCCUGUUCUUUGAGAAGCUUCCUCAAGGCUCGGGGAAUCAAAUGGAUGAAUCAGGAACUUCCAAUUCUUCGAUUGUCAAUGCGGAUACCUCCAGCAAUGGCGGCGAUGACGACUCGUGCUCCACACGCGCCGGUGGCGAGCUCUUCAUGAUCAACUUCGGGAUAUUGAAGUCUGGAAGCGCGAACGACGUUGUCACGAAGGAGCUUUUUCCAAUAGGUGGAACGGUGAAUCCUGACUUUGGGAUUCUUCAGGGGCAUAACUCUGCCUCUUCUUCGUCAAAUUCAUCGAGGAAGAACUGGAUCAACCUUGCGUUUGAUCGAAGCGGAUCAGCAGGGGAGGGGAGAAUGAUUCAACCGGUUCAGCCUCAGCCGGCGAAGAAGAGCAGGAGGGGACCGAGGUCUCGGAGCUCGCAGUACAGAGGCGUCACAUUCUACCGGAGGACUGGGCGGUGGGAAUCUCAUAUUUGGGACUGUGGGAAGCAAGUCUAUCUCGGUGGAUUUGACACAGCACAUUCAGCGGCGAGAGCAUAUGAUCGAGCUGCUAUCAAGUUCAGAGGGGUCGACGCUGACAUUAAUUUCAUCCUUAGUGAUUAUGAGGAAGAUCUGAAACAGAUGAAGAAUUUAAGCAAGGAAGAGUUUGUUCACAUACUUCGUCGCCAAAGCACUGGUUUCUCAAGAGGGAGCUCAAAAUACAGAGGGGUUACACUGCACAAAUGUGGCCGAUGGGAAGCUAGAAUGGGGCAGCUCCUUGGGAAAAAGUAUAUAUAUCUCGGGCUAUUCGACAGCGAGGUAGAAGCUGCAAGGGCUUAUGAUAAGGCUGCCAUCCAAUGUAAUGGGCGGGAGGCAGUGACCAACUUUGAGCCUAGCACGUACGGAGAAAGGGUUUCUGAGGGCAGCAGUGAAGGUUGUCGGAUCAUGCUUGAUUUGAAUUUAGGGAUUUCGCCCCUCUCAAUUGACAACCGUCCAAAGGAUAAUGAGGGGCACCUGCAGUUCCAAUCUGGUCCUUGUUAUGCUAAUGACAUGAGCACGAUGAUAGAGAGCAAUGCUGAUGCAGCAGUUGGCGAUCCAUCUUUGAAAGGGCCGGUAAUGGCAUCAGGGCAUGUUUCCUUAUGGAAUGGUUUACAACAACCUUGCUUACUUCCCAGUGAGGAACGCGUGACAGAGAAGAGACAUGCAUUAGGUUCAUCCCAAGGAGUCGUCCCCAACUGGGCAUGGCAAAUUCAUAACCAGGUUAAUGCCACCCAACUCCCAUUGUUCUCUGCUGCAGCAUCAUCAGGAUUCUCAUUUUCAGCUAUCCCGGCUGCCAUCCUUCCACCGCGCCAACCGGGCUCGACCGCCCAUAACCUCCAUUUCACUUCGGCCAAAGCUUCCCCCAACUCCCCUCAGUUGAACUCACAACAGCCACCACCAUAAAUCCUUAUUCUUCUACAUUACAGACUGUCAGCGGAACUAGGACUGUGAUUUUCAUGGUUCCUUGUUACACCUGCAGUUCCACUAAUAUGCUUUUGUGUCUGCCUGCCUGCCUGCCUGCCCGCCCGUCUGCCCGCCUGCCCGCCUGUGUAUGGGAACAGUGAAAUGUGGCCGAAAAUGAGGAAACGUGGUGCUCUCAUAUUCCCCCUUUUCUAUUACUAAAUUUUUAUGAAUACAGGUGGAGAAGAGAAUUUCAGAACAAACCAAUAAUUUAAGUUUUUCUGGAUAAACAUAGGAGGACAUUUCAAUUGA
Messenger RNA from Cucurbita pepo subsp. pepo (vegetable marrow), 2362 nucleotides. Its product is annotated as ethylene-responsive transcription factor RAP2-7. Lineage: Eukaryota; Viridiplantae; Streptophyta; Magnoliopsida; Cucurbitales; Cucurbitaceae. Gene Ontology annotation, molecular function: DNA-binding transcription factor activity; DNA binding. The record is from RefSeq and is a predicted model, not a curated record. Gene Ontology annotation, biological process: regulation of DNA-templated transcription.